Protopterus annectens (West African lungfish) is the source of this 1662-nucleotide messenger RNA. Its product is annotated as transmembrane reductase CYB561D2. Gene Ontology annotation, cellular component: endoplasmic reticulum. Gene Ontology annotation, molecular function: transmembrane monodehydroascorbate reductase activity. Lineage: Eukaryota; Metazoa; Chordata; Ceratodontiformes; Protopteridae. The coding region runs from base 219 to 884 and encodes 221 amino acids. The record is from RefSeq and is a predicted model, not a curated record. The transcript has 4 exons.
UCGCGUCGGAGUGUAACGUUAGCAGUUUGCUGCAGUCUCGUCGGGAAGAUCUCGCGACAGGUGGCCGUCGGGCUGGUGUGGAUUGCAGGAUCAGUUUUUCAGUUACAGGACUUCCAAAUUCUGGCAAACUACUUGCAAAUUACAUUGCUGUGGUAAAAGGAAGUACAGUGUGUCUACCUUUCAUUUUUGUGGAAAUUCCUGAAGUUAUUUAUCUAAAUAUGGCACUGACAGCAGAAUAUGAAGCCAAACUGUACCACAUUCUACGCAUUAUCGCAGGGACUCUUGCACACCUCCUGUCUUUUGGGUUCACAGUCUUUGUCACUACAGUUGCACGGCCUGGGUCAAGCUUAUUUUCAUGGCAUCCCUUUCUCAUGACUUUGGCGUUUUCCUUCUUCAUGACAGAAGCUGUGCUGGUUUUCUCUCCUGAUUGUUCCCUUUUGCAGUCAUUCUCCCGUAAAGUCAGAGUCCGCGGUCACUGGCUAGUGCAAGUCCUAACAGUCUGCUGUGCUUUGACAGGAUUGAUUACCAUCAUUUGCAACAAAUACCUCAAUGACAAACCCCACUUUGUCACAUGGCAUGCUUUCAUUGGUCUGAUCACAGUGUUGUAUAUUUGCAUGCAGUCUCUAGGAGGAACUUCUUUGCUGUAUCCAAAGCUCUUAAACUGGCCUCUGGCAAAACUCAAGGUGUACCAUGCUACCUCUGGGAUGAUUGGUUAUCUCCUGGGCACUACCAGCCUCCUCUUAGGGAUGUGUUCUCUUUGGUUUACGACGUCAGUUAUUGGGAUCAGCUGGUAUGUUGCUGCCCUUUGCCCCAUAUUGGUUAGUCUGGUCAUUAUGAACCAAAUCAGUAGUGCUUAUCUGUCAAGAAAACGGAUACAACCCUAAGUGAAGUUAUAAGCAAUAUUUGCUGAUACAUGGAAUAAAAUAAGGCAUUAUCAGUACUGGCUUCAAGCAGACUUUUCUGCACCUUUAAAAGUUAAAAUCAAGAAAGGUACUGUUAUUUCUCAUGUGGUAUUUCAUGCCCCAUACCACAAUCAAAACAGAUGUGCCCCAAGCAUACAUACAUGGACAGCUGUUAAUUGUGACUGAAGCAGAAAUUACCAAAAUUAAAGCAGAUUUCCAUUUUCCAGUUGACCAUAGCUUUGCUAAUCAAACCUCUUAUACAGAAGAUUGGUGACCUUGCUCUAAGUUCUUAAUCAUGGCAAGCAGAGUAACAAGCAUGUGUAUGAAAAUGCAUAGAGCAUAUUAAUGAGCAGUUCAGCUUUCUGAAGGAGAAAUGUAAAUUCUUACAAAACUUUACUUUCUUUAAACUUUAACCCCAAGUUUUGAGGCUUCUUCCAGUAUGAAGUAUUUGAGCCUGAAGAACACAGUAAAAAGAUUUGGAUUUGCCUUUAUUUGCUAGCUUGCCAUCAGCAAAAGUAUGAUUUAAGCAAUCCAAAAGCCUCUGAACAUGACUUUGCCAAAACCACUGGUGAUUUCUGCAAGUGUUUUGAAAUUUUAUGCCAUUUUCUGGGUGUAUUUAUUUUUAAUUUUAAUUAUGUAUUGUGUUGAAGAUGAUGAUUACUGGAACUUGAUCAUAUCUGUCAUUGCAACAUCUGAUCUGAUGAUGUUAAUCCUCUUUCAUUCCUUACGCAUGGAUAUCUGUUCUGACCUCGGAACCGAG